Molecule: messenger RNA, 744 nt
Organism: Aspergillus terreus NIH2624
Lineage: Eukaryota; Fungi; Ascomycota; Eurotiomycetes; Eurotiales; Aspergillaceae
Gene: hmgX
Product: protein hmgX
Exons: 1
Coding region: 1-744 (247 amino acids)
Biological process (GO): cilium assembly
Source: RefSeq, a predicted model, not a curated record
AUGGCAACAAUCGAGUCUUCUCGUCCAUCGCUGACGUCCAACGAUUCGGCGGUGCUUCAAGCGCUCUUUGAUGCCGAGUCUUCUCCUUCAUCAGCGGUCACUAUCGAUCCAUCACUGCCUCCUCUCCCGGCGCACCUGGGUAUCUCUUCGGCACAGUAUGAAACACUCAAAAGCCGUGAAUUAUCCAUUGUGCGGACACUACAGUCCAACGACACGACGAAAGACACCAUUCAAUCUGCUAUCAAAGAGUUCGAUGCCUUGAUUGACGAGUAUCCGUCGUAUCCAUCGGCAUACGCAAAUAGAGCGCAAGCACUGCGGAUGCUUAUCGAUGCGCCCUCUGAUGGAAAUCCCGCAAGCCAAUCGGACUCGGACGAACGGCUGUUCGAACCGAUUAAUGCUGAAAUGGCAUCGAAUCUGCUUUCAGACCUAGGACAGGCAAUCUCGCUUGCUACGCCUCGGUCUCCGGCGGACCCUCUGUCGUCAGUCCAGGCGAGGAUCUUGGCAGAUUCUCACACUCAUCGCGGAUAUAUUCUGCUCAAGGCAGCCAAGAAGAAGGAUAUCUCUUUGGAAAAAUUACGCCAACUGGGCUCAGAUCAGUUGGAAGAGAUGGCCAGUCGGGAUUUCUUCUUUGGCGGAAGAUAUGGGAACCAGGUUGCGCAGCAGCUAGCGGUGCAGACGAAUCCAUAUGCGAAGAUGUGCGGUGCGAUUGUUAAGGAAGCAAUGCGGAAGGAACUCGAGGCAUAA